This is a messenger RNA of Branchiostoma belcheri (Belcher's lancelet), 1965 nucleotides long. Its product is annotated as NXPE family member 3-like. The transcript is spliced from 13 exons. Lineage: Eukaryota; Metazoa; Chordata; Leptocardii; Amphioxiformes; Branchiostomatidae. The coding region runs from base 1 to 1965 and encodes 654 amino acids. The record is from RefSeq and is a predicted model, not a curated record.
AUGUUCCGCCUGAUACGGCGGACCUCCCUACUGUACCCGCUGCUGUAUUGCGUCAUCUCUACAGCUGUACUACUCACGCUGUGGACAGGAUAUGACGGGAUCAGACAGCCACCUCAUAGCGAGAAGGGUACAAAACAGGCAGGCCGUAACCAGGGGCAACGUGACGUCAGCGGGAAGGUGCAGGAGGGAAUCCCCCGUUAUGACGUCAGUCAUGACGUCAGAGGGAAGGUGUUGGAGGGGAUUCCCCGGUAUGACCGUAUGAAGGACUUGGCCUGGUCUCACAGGGACAACAAGUGGGUCCGGACGGCGGGGGGCAACAAACACCCGCUAACAGGUGACAUCGGUGACCACCAGAACGGUGUGGUUGACAUCGAAGCCCUUGAGUUGGAAGAGCUCACCAACAGAUCCCAGAACGCCAACCCUGUCCCUCCCCAAGCAGAUCGUUUGGUUCCGUCCAAAACCCAGCUCCUCCAGAGGGCCGACUCCUGGCCAACCCCGGACAGGGUGGACUACAACCUGCCGAUGGACCCGGAUAAGUCCUGGUUCUGUAUCCACGAACCGGGCAGAUCGUACAGAGUCGGGGAUACUGUCAAGGUGAAAAUCCAGGCAGUUAACAUAGAGGGGCAGAAGAAGUCAUUUGGAGGCGACUUCUGGCGAGCGAAGAUACAAACUCUGGAAAACAGGACGUCCGCAGUGGGGACCGUGGAGGAUCACGGGAACGGCACGUACACGGCCAGCCUGAGGCUGCUGUGGCCGGGAGAGGUGACCGUGUCGAUCAUGCUGGUGCACCCGAGCGAAGCCGUGUCCGUGCUGAGGAGGCUACGGAGUGAUUCCCCUCUCCUGCUCCGCUUCCGGAGUAAGUUCCGGGCAGGCGAUGAAGAGCAAGAGGUCAAGUGCAACCUUAAAAUGGACCAACCAGCGGACAACAUAUGCGACUACUCUAACCAGCAACAUGGAAUCUGGUGGUUCUGUGAGAAGCCGGCUAACAUGACCUGCGCGGACCGCGUGUCUCACGUCUUCCUACCCAGGAACUUCCCCAACGUCACCGCGGAGGAGGGGCGUCUGCUGGAGGAAAACGGCCCGUUUUACAAGAAGACCAUCAAGGCAAACCCGGAAGGUCCAGACAAGAUUGUGGUCCAUGACAUCGAGCGGAAUGACGUUGAGGCAUGUAUGGAGACCCGUCAGCUUCCCAGAGUGCUGUGCGCGGCGCAGAUUCCCGGAAGACCCCCCUGUAGGCCCGGGACCCCCCUCCAGACCCCCCCGGCUGGGUUCUACCUACAGGACGUCUAUAUCUCCACCAUGUGUGAGAACCAACAGUACAGUCCUGAGGAGUGGAUGAAGUGCCUUGCCGGUAAGACGGUACAGAUCCUGGGAGACUCCACCGCGCGGCAGCUGUUCUACUACCUAAAUGCGAACCUUCCCGUGCAGGACCUCACCCCGAAACACGUCCCGCCGAAAUUCGGACCGCUACAUGUCAGGCAUCAAGAGAAGAACGUCAGCAUCAAGUUCAACUUCCACAGCCACCCGGUCCGGACCUUCAGCUGGGUCAACGUCACGGACAUCGUGGAUGAAGUGGACCUCAUCGACAGGUUACCAGGCGGAAGAGACACAGUACUGGUGCUGUCUAUCUGGUCGCACUUCGCGCAGACGUACCUGAGUAUGUACGCAGACCGCAUGCUGGCUGUACGGGCUGCAGUACUGCGGCUGCUCGCCAGGAGUCCCCGCACGCUGGUGGUGAUCAAGUCUGCCAACACCCGCUGGAACCCCGUCAUCACCACUAGUGACUGGUACGGAUAUCAGCUGGACCAGAUACAGAGGGAAGUGUUCCGGGACGUUCCCGUGGCCUGGUUGGACGCCUGGGACAUGACGUCAGCAGGGGACCAUCAGGACAACAUCCACCCCGCCAAGCCUGUGGUGCUGCAGGAGAUACAGAUGUUAAUGUCUUACAUCUGCCAGAUGCAGUGA